AUGAAGUUCUUCGCCCUUGGUCUUCUCUUUGCCAGCUCUGCUAUGGCCGGCCAAAUCCUCUUUUGCAACCAGCAAGAUUGCGGUGGCAGCUGCAGCUUCCAAAGCCCUGCCGGCGACGGAGCUUGCCACCAGCUUGGCGGUAUUUCCAGUGCCAAAGCAACCCAAGUUGAUGGUGGAUGUAGCUUCUCUGUCUACACUGACCCCAACUGCAGCGACUUCGCCACUACUGUUGGUCUUGACAGCUGCGUUGCUGCACCGAUCCUGGGCUCUUUCUCUUACGACUGCUAA
Trichoderma breve is the source of this 288-nucleotide messenger RNA. RefSeq lists its product as uncharacterized. The record is from RefSeq and is a predicted model, not a curated record. Lineage: Eukaryota; Fungi; Ascomycota; Sordariomycetes; Hypocreales; Hypocreaceae. The transcript has 2 exons. Bases 1 to 288 code for a protein of 95 amino acids.